Molecule: messenger RNA, 3114 nt
Organism: Ipomoea nil (Japanese morning glory)
Lineage: Eukaryota; Viridiplantae; Streptophyta; Magnoliopsida; Solanales; Convolvulaceae
Exons: 7
Coding region: 1-3114 (1037 amino acids)
Molecular function (GO): zinc ion binding; nucleic acid binding; RNA-DNA hybrid ribonuclease activity
Source: RefSeq, a predicted model, not a curated record
AUGACACCUUGCAAGGCCUUGGGUCCAAACGGUUUUACAGCGGGCUUCUACCAAAAAGCUUGGAGCAUAGUUGGGGGCAGCCUUUUGAAGUUAGUGCAAAAGUUUUUCGAGGAUGGCUUUUUACCGGAGGGAACCAAUGACACGUUCAUCUCACCAAUCCCGAAGGUGGAUAACCUAGAAGUUGUGAAGCAAUUUAGACCCAUCGGUCUUUGUAAUGUACAUUACAAGCUAAUUACCAAGUCAAUGACAUCUAGGAUGAAAAACAUUUCUAGGAAACUGGUUGGACAGAAUCAAACAAGUUUUGUUCCAGGAAGGUCAAUCACAGAAAAUAUACUAGUAUAUCAAGAAGUUUUACACUCCAUGAGAACUAGAAGAGGAAAUUUAGGUUGGCUGAUCAUGAAGAUCGAUCUAGAGAAAGCAUAUGAUAGACUUUCUUGGAGUUUCAUAUAUGACACUUUGAAUGACAUUGGGUUUAACCAUGCUUGGAGAAGAAAUAUAAAUGAAUGCAUCUCAACUUCAAGAUUGUCAGUUCUUUGGAAUGGUCAACAUACGGAGUGGUUCAGGCCAGGAAGGGGAAUUAGACAGGGAGACCCCUUAUCCCCUCUUCUUUUUGUUUUGUGCAUUGAAAGGUUUAGUCACAUUAUUCAAGAAUCAAAACUUGCUGGUAGAUGGAAGGGUAUUUCGAUUGCUAGGAAUGCUCCUCUUAUCUCCCAUCUCUUUUUUGCAGAUGACCUUAUACUAUUUGGGGAAGCGACUCUGGAACAAGCUGUGGAGAUGAAGAAUUGCCUGGACUGGUUUUGCUCUCUAUUUGCAACGGUGACAGACCUGGGAAACUACCUUGGUUUGCCAUCACAACAUGGGAGGCUGAAGAAGGAAUCAUUUGCGGGGUUUCUCGAAAGGAUGCAGACAAUCGCAGAUCUCUUUCUUUCGCAGACAACUCUAAUGUCGGCUGGUCUUAUUGAUUCUAUGGAAAAGCUCAUCAAAAACUUCCUAUGGGGUAGUAAAGUAGGUGAAAGAAGGUGCAACUUGGUCAAAUGGGAUAUGGUGACAAAUAACAAGUCUUCUGGUUGGCUAGGCAUCCGAAAACUCGAACCAAUGAACCGCGCCUUCCUAGCCAAACUGGGCUGGAAAUUACUACAAAAUGACAAUUGUCUUUGGACAAAUAUUUUCAGAGCUAAGUACUCAGCUUCAUCCAUGGACUACUCUACAUGGAGAUCUAAGGCUAAUAGCUCCAACACUUGGAGAGGCAUCCUUAGAGCUAGACCCAUUCUUCAGGAAGGAAUUAGGAAGCAAGUGAGAAAUGGAAAAGGGACAUUAUUUUGGCAGGACAAGUGGAUUGAGGAUAGACCUUUAAAGGACAUGGCAGUUGCCGAGCUGGCUGAUCUGGAAUUAGGGAGAACGGUUGCGACAUUUAUCAUCUUUGACGAACCUGAAGCUAAUGAUAGUAUUGGAUGGUCUAAGGAUAUAUCUGGGAUCUUUACAAUAAGCUCUGCUUAUGAUAUAGCGACUGGUGCAUCAUCUUUGACAGAAGCAGCUAAGUGGAACAGCAUAUGGAAGCUAAAAGUUCCAAAUCGCAUCCGCUCAUUUCUAUGGCUAGUUGCUCACGGGAGAAUCAUGACAAAUAGCAAUAGGGUGAAGAGGGGACUGACUACCUGCGACAAGUGCUGGGCAUGUGACGAUCUAAUCGAAGAUGUGGACCAUGUUCUGCGAUCUUAUCCUGCAGCAAAGGAUCUUUGUAAAGCAGUUUUCCCAGAUUCUUUUCAAAGAAGAAGCAUGUUACCUUUCUCUAUAUGGUUACUAGAUGGUUUAGCUAGCAAAAGUGAUGGCAAAGGACCACUCAAUGCAAGCUCCCUGUUUGCCAUCACAUUGUGGUGGAUUUGGAAAUGGCGCAAUGAAGCUGUGUUUAACAAUAAUGUGAAACCUCUCUGUUUUAAAAUUUCGUGGGUCAAAGCACAGUAUGAAGAAGUGAACAAUGCUUUCAUGAAAGGCAAGGGUCUAAUGAAUACACAGAAUUUACCAGCUUGGAGGCAGCUUCGUUGGGAAAAACCACAAGAAGACUUUGCUAAGCCUAAUGUGGACGGGUCUGUCCAGUGCUAUACCAACAAAGCCAGCUGUGGCGGCUUAAUUCGCGACAGUUCUGAAUCUUGGAUCCAAGGUUUUGUUUAUAAUAUUGGGAGUUGCUCUCCCCUUGAAGCUGAGGCUUGGGCUAUUUUGAAAGGAGUACAGCUAGCCAUUCACAUGGGAAAUAGUAGGAUUAUUAUUGAAAGUGAUUCUGCAGACGCCGUCAAAUUCAUCAAAGGUGGCGCCCCUCUCCGUAUUCCGACUCACAAUAUUCUGGCAGCCUUAUUCAGCGGUUUUCAAUACUGUUCUUCCUGUUAUUACUUUGUUCAAUCUCACUUCUUGCUAAGUGUUUCAGAAUGGAAAGAUUCAGGCCACUUCUCCAGAUUACAGGUGACAACUACGCAUAUUAGAAGGCUUGAACAAGAACUCAUCUUAAAGCUCAUGGAGAUCAGGUUUGGCGGGAUGUACUUACUGGUAUUGAUUGUGCAAAAACUGCGUGGGAAAUACUCGAAACCACAUAUGAAGGUACGAGUUCAGUCAAAGCUCCAACUGGUAUCUCAGAAGAAUAUGCAAAACAACAAACAUAAAAAAGGCACAAGCUUAAACAUGUCAAAAACUGGCGCAAAAAAUGUCGUGUCAAACUCGAAACCUGCUACUUCACGACCAGCCCGCUCCAAAGAAAAAUUAAACAAAGGAAUAAGAUGUUAUGAGUGUGAGGGCUUCGGUCAUGUUCGAGCUGAAUGUCCAACUUACCUUAGGCGAAAGAAGUCCAUGACAGCCACAACUUGGAGUGAUGACGAACCUGAAUCAGAAACUGCUGACUCUGACGCAGAAGAAAUGUUUGGUAAUUUUGUAGCCUUUACUGCUAGGAGUACCACAUGCUCUGAACCUGGGGAUGCAUCUGACACAGAGGAUGGUGACUACAACUCGGCAGAAGACCUUGAAAUACCAGAUUUAUCUUACGAAGUAGAGUUUAACAAGCUGUAUCCCAAAUGGGAAGAAAAAAUUGUCAAAAAAAAAUCCUACGAUCCUUUCCUCCGAGAUUUAGGAUGA